Pelagomonas calceolata is the source of this 1054-nucleotide messenger RNA. The record is from the annotation of a GenBank genome assembly. Lineage: Eukaryota; Pelagophyceae; Pelagomonadales; Pelagomonadaceae.
GUAAGACACUAGGGAUGCGGGAGAGCAGCCUCCGCCUCCUCUGCUCAGCGCCGCCGUAGCAAGCGCCACGACGCCAACAGUCAUCGCAAGCUCUAAGUUUUAGACGCCUGCGACGGCCUGCGGUCGCGGCUGAGACGGAACUGUAUUGUUCGGCGGUCUCUAGACUGACUCUCUACAGCUUGGAGCCUUGGGCUGGACAUAUGGACGCUGACCUAAAGGCCGCGGCCCUGCGCGGCGAUCUCGCGGCUUUGUGUCGUGCGCUAAACGACGGAAAAGACCCGAGAUUGGCUGACGAGGAUGGGGAUACUGUGUUGCAUUACGCGGCGAGCAACGGCCACGUUCGCUGUGUCGAGCUGCUUGCGUUAAAUGACGCGGACGUGAACGCACGCAACGAUUAUUAUCGAACCCCGCUUACUAUGGCUGCGGCUAGCGGACACGUCGCGUCGAUCCGCGCCUUGCUUGCUGCCGGCGCGAAUGUGAAUGCGUCCUGGCGUUUAAGAAUGAUGAACGCGGGAGUACCAACUGGUGAAUUUAUGGACACGCCGACCGCGCUCCACUGGGCGGUGGGUUUCGGCACGGCCGAAGUGGUCGAAGUGCUCCUCGCUGCUGGCGCUUCUGCUGACAUCAAUGCCGAAGCCCAGUAUGGGCCGUUUGCUGCUUUUCCAACCGCCCUCGACCAGGCCAUGAAACGAUACGAGUUUGAAGCAGAGGUUAUCGUACGAGGCUCGCCCCGUCCCAGGCCGAGGGUGCGACGGAACCGCAUGGUGCCCUUGCUCGUCCGCGCGGGAGCGACGAUUAAGGAACGAUACGCAGACAGGAGUGACUACCUUAAAGCGGUACUUGACGCUGGCGGCGUCCGCGCGUACGAGCGCCUGCAUCGCUCCACGCUCGCGAACAUAUUGAACCGCGGCAACCGCCUCCCCACCGACGUCAUCCCGAAGAUCGUGGACUACUGGGCCCAUGUGGGCUGGUACGCCAUCGAGAAGGACGACAGAGAAUAUGACCAAGAACUGGACAGCCCGGCUUAAUGCUGAAUAACAUCGUAAGAAAACAA